Molecule: messenger RNA, 588 nt
Organism: Oenanthe melanoleuca
Lineage: Eukaryota; Metazoa; Chordata; Aves; Passeriformes; Muscicapidae
Gene: ANAPC15
Product: anaphase promoting complex subunit 15
Exons: 4
Coding region: 3-368 (121 amino acids)
Biological process (GO): regulation of mitotic cell cycle spindle assembly checkpoint
Cellular component (GO): anaphase-promoting complex
Source: RefSeq, a predicted model, not a curated record
CCAUGUCCACGCUCUUCCCCUCACUGCUGCCCCGCCUCACCGAGUCGCUCUGGUUCAAUCUCGACCGGCCGUGCGUUGAUGAGACCGAGCUGCAGCAGCAGGAGCAGCAGCACCAGGCCUGGCUGCAGAGCAUCGCUGAGAAGGACAACAACUUGGUGCCCAUAGGAAAGCCAGCAUCUGAGCACUAUGAUGAGGAGGAAGAGGAGGAUGAUGAAGAUGAUGAAGACAGCGAAGAAGACUCAGAAGAUGAUGAGGACAUGCAGGAUAUGGACGAGAUGAAUGAUUAUAAUGAGUCUCCUGAUGAUGGGGAGAUCAAUGAGGUGGACAUGGAGGGGACAGAGCAGGAUCAGGACCAGUGGAUGAUCUGAUUCUGCCACAACCGCACCAAACUGGAGGCUGAGGGAGAACCUUUGCCCCCCCAGGGCUCUAGGGGACAGUUCAGUGAAGCUCCUCUUGCCACAGGUGCUACGUGGGGCAGGGGGUUCAGAGGCAAGGCCCCUCACCCAGGGGAGCCAGAGGGGAGACUGCCACCCAGCACAUUGGAGCUGACACAUCUUUUUUUCUAAUAAACUGUUUGAGAGUAAACAA